Orbicella faveolata is the source of this 3084-nucleotide messenger RNA. RefSeq lists its product as uncharacterized. The record is from RefSeq and is a predicted model, not a curated record. Lineage: Eukaryota; Metazoa; Cnidaria; Anthozoa; Scleractinia; Merulinidae.
AUGUGUAUUUCGAAUAAUUCAGGUUUCUCGCUCGGCUUUUAGCACGCGCUUUCUUACAGAGUUUUCUAAAAUAUAUUAUUAAUAUAGCCACCUGUAAGUAUUCCAUGAAAAUCAUUCAAACAUGUUGACGCGCUUAACUGACUUAAUUCCUUUUGUCCUCUGUGAUUAUUGGGCCAAAUUCAAACAUAUUAGCUUUAGUAAAACGCCUUUUCAAUUUCUAUUCAGGUUUUAUCCCUGUUUGUUUUCUGUUAUGAUAUCUCGAAAACCCCAGGCUGACUCACACUCCGACUCAGCUACCAAAACAUUUGAAGGGAAACCACAAAACCACCGCCAUUCAAAAUAGUAACUGUUUGUUUCAACCAUUUGAACUUGACAAUAACAUACAACUACCAUUGAGCGUUUUUUUUUUUUAGUGUUUGCAAUUCCUCUUGGUCAGUAAGGAGACAAUCUUUUGACAAAAUAACAUUUGCGAAAUCAGAAAUCCUCGACUGAUUCUGUCGGUAGCUCUACAUCACUAAUUCAUUGAAAUAAGGCAAUAAAUAAUACCUUAAAAGGUGUCAUUAUUAUCCAUAGAGCGUUAAUCACACGCGUUGCAAACCGCCACACCAAGGAAUAUUCAUCAACCGGGUGUAGUGAAAUAGCAGCAUGUUGUACAUGCUGGUGUGAUUCAGUUGAGUACGCCACACAAGGUGGCAACUUACACUGACUAUUAACGCACCUCUCCUUGUCUGGCAGAUAAUAGGAAAACCGCGAUAUUCAUGCAAAUGUCAAAUGUUCGCGUCAGACGCAGCUAAAUAAUAAAAAAACGAAGAAUCAUUUCAAGCCAACAGGUGCAGUUUUUCCGAGGCCAGUGUCAGGGUAUAAUAGCGAGUGUCUAAACCAGAAAGCUUCACCUCACCAGGUGUAGAAGUGAAACUGAAGAUGGCUUCCAAGCUAUACGAAGUCGUGGCCGCUGUAGAACACGAAGUUAGCUGUCCUGUUUGUUUGGAGGAGUUUCAAGAGCCAAAAUGUUUACCAAAUUGUGCUCAUAACGUGUGUCAGGAAUGUUUAGAAGAGAUGACGAGUAAGACAACGCUAAGCAGUAUCGAAUGUCCGGUUUGCCGCGUCGAGUCGUUCAUUCCAAGUGCUGGUGUAUCGGCGUUUCCAAAGAACCAUUUACUAGCACGACUGAUUGAAAAAAAUCCUUCCAGAAAUACCAAAGACAAUGAAUUCAUCAAGGAGGCGCUGAAAAGAAGUAAAGAAAAUCUUGAGGGAUUAAAACACGCCAUUCAGGAAAUGGAUGCACGUCGAAAUUCGAUAAAGAAACAGGCAGAGAGCCUAAAACAAGAAAUACACAACGCAGCAGAUGAAGCUGUCAAGAUGGUUCGCGAUCAAGAGGAGAUAUUGCUUGUUGAAGUUGAUCAAUACAUGAAUAACAAUUACCCCGAAACUACCUUCAACAAACAAAAGGAGAAGUUAAAUAAUCUGCUUGCAAAGACUUCCCAUUGUGUUGAAAGCGUUGAAAAGAAGAAAAGUGGAAUUAAAAGUGCUUGCAUGAGGCAAGUGCAGCAUUUAGAGGAGCUUGCUAAAGUUGCUGGCGUUCAAAUUCUUUCAGCAAGACGAAAGUGCUUUCGCAAGUUUGAACUAAAUUUUGCAAGAUGUGAAUUUUCUCAAAAAUCAGUGGAGAGUAUUGUUGGAGUUGUGAGCGUUAAAAAAGAUCUCGAUAACGAUAAACAUUUACUAGCUGGCCUUAACGAAAGCCUCAGCAAUGAAAAAGUCAUAAAACAUAUCGACGGAUGUAAAAUCAAUGUUCCUAAUUUUUUCCCGUUUGCAGUGACGGUGUCGAAGAAAAGUGGCGAUAUAGCGGCCUUAGAUGCCGAAAAUAAACGCGUACAUAUUUUUGAUCGCGAAGGAAAUCAUCUGAGCCAAUUUCUGUUCAUAUUUGGGGACUUCUGGGACAUCACGUAUUCGCCAAACGAUGAAAUUGUGGUAUUAAAUAGAGAAAAUAAUUCUCUGUUACAUUAUGAUCGCUGUGGAAACUUAAAGAAGAAGUUUCCGACAAUUCCAAGGCCGAAAGUGAAAUUCACUUUUUUGUCUCACGAUUCAACCGGACGCUUUCUUGUUACAUCAAGCCCGAGAUAUCAAGAGCUCGCUUCAGAAACCGAUGCUUGUGUUCUCAUUUACAACGUAAACGGAAAAUUAGAAUCUGUGUUUGGAGAAGGAAAGUUGUCGUCCCCCAAAAAGGCAGUUUCCCUUGAUGGGGAAUUCUUUGUCCCUGAUGCUGACAGUAAGAGUGUGAAGGUUUUCAGCCAGGAAGGAGAAUUUCGUCGAGAAAUUGGAGAGGGAAUGCUUGAAGAUCUAGCUGGGAUUGACGUUGAUUGUGAAAAUGGACGCAUUUUGGUGUGUGACUGCGACAGCUAUGCUGUUCACGUGUAUAGCAAAGAUGGUACAUUGGUGAGGACCAUUAAAACAGCCGCACCCCCGGUUGAAAUCGCAUUGUCAAGGGACGGAAAAAAACUUGUGGUUUGUUUUGACGGGGAUAAAGCAAAAUGUUUCCAGAUUCUGUCUUACACAGAGGAAAAUGAACAGGGUUACCAAUCAACCCUUUGAGACUGCUUACAUAGACUGCUUACAUGGAUUUUCGCAAACCCUAUGACGUCUAGUCCUCAAAGCGAAGGUAUAAUAUGAUUCGGUUCCUAUGUUAUCAAAUGUGAUGUACAGUUAUAGGUCCAUAGAUAAAUACACAUUGGUAAAAUGAAAUAAAGAUGAAAAUCACCGUUUAUUGCGUCGGCUAAUACCGUCUGGAAAAAACCCCGCAGUUUUUCCUCUGUGUAUCAAGUAGGUCUCUCGUGCCUUACGAAGGAAAGCAUUGGCGGUCGAUGGCUGUUGGUUAUGAUUCAGGAGGAAUAAGCUCCAUGUCACAAAGAGAGUGGAUGGCAAGUUGUAAUGUGUGGUGUGAACCCGGGGGGUAGGUACUCCCUUAUAUGGGCUAUAUAGGUAUGUACGGCCCUAGAGGCUGAGGUUUUACAUCCGUUUUGGUCAUAAAUAGGGUAUCGAUUUUGGCCAUUUUGGUCCUAAAUAGGGUAUGGUUUUAGCACUGUAGUC